AUGAUGCUGCGGCAAGCGAUCUACGGCGCGCUCAAAGCCUCGUUCUACUGGCUCGGCUUGUUCGUGAGCCGGCACCCGGUGUUCUUCCUGACCGUGCCCGCCGUCCUGACGGCGCUCCUGGGCGGCGCGGCGCUGCGCGGAUUCGCGCCCGAGGCUGACCUGGAGCGGCUGCUCGCGCCCGCGCACAGCCUCGCCAAGGUCGAGCGGCGCCUCGCCGACAGCCUGUUCCCGGUGGAGCGCUCGAAGCACCGCCUGUACUCGGACCUGCACACGCCGGGCCGCUACGGCCGCCUCAUCCUGCUCGCCAAGCGCGGCGCCAACGUGCUCGAGCUGGCCGAGCAGGUGCUGCGCGUGCACCGGCGCGUGCUGGAGCUGCGCGUCGCGCACCGCGGCUUCAACUACACGUUCGCGCACCUCUGCGUGCUCGACGGCCAGCGCGAGCCGCGCCGCUGCGUCCUCGAUGAUAUCAUCGCGAUCUUCGAGGACAUCCGCGAGGCCGUCCUCAACAACAACACGUUCUCUAAAGUGCCAGUGAGCUACCCGAACACCACGCUCAGGGAUGGCCGAGUGGCAUUUAUCGGGCACCAGCUGGGCAGCGUCUUGCUGGCAUCCCAUGGGCGUGAGCGGCAUGUCAAGUCAGCACGGGCUGUUCAAAUCACCUACUACCUACGUAGGCUGACUCCCAUAGUGCAGGAUGCUAUUGCUGAGAAAUGGGAGAACGAGUUUGGCAAGAUGGCGCAACAUUUAGCAACAUCCAGUCCGGACCUGCACGUGCAGGCAUUAACAUCGUUCGGUCUGUGGCGUGACUUCCAUGCUACGGGCGCACUGGCGAAGGGUGAGGUGCUGGUGGGACUGGUGCUGGUGCUGCUGGCUGCCACCAUCUCCAGCUCUAUGCGUGACUGUCUGCGUGGUAAGCCCUUCCUGGGACUGCUCGGCGUGCUCACUGUCUGCAGCGCUAACGUCACCGCUGCUGGAAUCUUUUUCAUCUCUCAUGGCAAGUUCAACUCCACACUGCUUGGGAUCCCCUUCUUUGCCAUGGGUCAUGGAACCAAAGGAGUGUUUGAGCUCCUGGCUGGCUGGAGAAGAACCCGUGAGAGUCUGCCCUUCAAAGAGCGGGUGGCGGAUGCCUUUGCCGAUGUGAUGGUAUGCUACACCAUGACGAGUUCACUCUACAUUAUUACGUUUGGCAUGGGUGCCAGUCCUUUCACCAACAUCGAGUCGGUCAAGGUGUUCUGUCAGAGCAUGUGCGUGGCCAUCCUGGUCAAUUACUUUUACGUCUUUUCUUUUUACGGCUCCUGCCUGGUGUUUGCCGGCCAACUUGAGCAGAACCGCUACCACAGUGUUUUCUGCUGCAAGAUUCCAUCUGUCGAAUACCUGGACCGCCAGCCCACGUGGUUCAAGACCAUGAUGAGUGAUGGCCAUGAUCUCUCCACGCACCACGAGAGUAUGCCGUACCAGAAUCACUUUAUUCAGCACUUCCUGAGGGAGCAUUACACAGAGUGGAUUACCAACACAUAUGUCAAGCCCUUUGUGGUCAUUCUCUACCUGAUUUAUGCCUCGUUUUCAUUCAUGGGAUGUUUACAAAUCAGUGACGGCUAUAAUAUAGUGAAUUUAUUAGCCAGCAAUUCACCCAGUGUGUCAUUUGCCCUGACCCAGCAGAAACUGUUCAGCAACUACAGCCCAGUGAUAGGAUUCUACAUCUAUGAGCCUAUCGAAUACUGGAACUCCACGGUACAGGAGCACCUCAAGACACUAGGGCAGGGUUUCAAUAAGAUUUCAUGGAUCGAUAAUUAUUUCAAUUAUUUGAAAGUCACCAACGUCAGUGCAUCAACCAAAAGCGAUUUCAUAAAUAUUCUCAAGACUUCAUUUCUAAAGAGACCGGAGUACCAGCACUUCACAGAAGACAUCAUUUUUUCCAAAAAUGGAGACGAGUAUGACAUCAUCGCAUCCAGGAUGUACUUGGUAGCCAGGACCACGGAGAAGACAAGGGAGGAGGUGGUGGAGCUGCUCGAGAGACUUAGGCCCCUCUCCCUUAUAAACAGCAUUAAGUUCAUCGUCUUCAACCCUACCUUCGUGUUCAUGGACCGCUAUAGUUCCUCGGUUGUGUCCCCAAUUCUAACUUCAGGUUUCAGCGUCCUGACCAUCCUCAUCCUCACUUUCUUCCUUGUCAUCAACCCCUUAGGGAACUUCUGGUUGAUUCUGACCGUCACCUCUGUGGAGCUGGGUGUCCUCGGCCUCAUGACACUCUGGAAUGUAGAUAUGGACAGUAUCUCUAUCCUGUGCCUUAUUUAUACUCUCAACUUUGCCAUGGAUCACUGUGCCCCUCACCUCUACACAUUUGUACUGGCCACUGAGCACACCAGGACUCAAUGCAUCAAGAUUUCGCUCGAAGAGCAUGGGGCAGCCAUUUUACAGAACGCCUCAUGCUUUGUGAUUGGGAUCAUGCCCCUGCUCUUUGUGCCUUCCAACCUGACCUACACACUGUUCAAGUGCUCACUACUAACCACCGGGUGUACAGUGUUGCACUGUUUCAUAAUCCUUCCAGUCUUCUUGACUUUUUUCCCUCCCUCCAAGAAAAGGCACAAGAAAAAGAAACGUGCGAAGAGGAAAGAGCGGGAGAGGGAGCGCGAGCGGGAGGAGAUUGAGUGCAUCGAAGUCAGAGAGAACCCUGACCAUGUGACCAGCGUCUAAGAUGUUUGUGUGAGUGUAACAGGAAAUGUCCCGUCCAGCAGGACGAAAAUUACAUGUAGCAUUUCAUAGGUCAUGGGGGUCACAAAGGAUCCACAUUUUCGAGUGGGAUGACCCUCUAUUACUUCACUAAGGGGCGCACAUACUGUCUAAAGCAGAAAGUCUUCUUAUGUUGUACCAUUCAUCCAGACUAGUAUAUAGCAUCUGCCUGCUUCUGUCGUUCUUUGGGUAAGAUACAAAUUAGAUGUCUGGGCAGUAAAG
Clarias gariepinus (North African catfish) is the source of this 2949-nucleotide messenger RNA. It is a transcript of the gene ptchd4, whose product is annotated as patched domain containing 4. Gene Ontology annotation, cellular component: membrane. The transcript is spliced from 3 exons. NCBI's taxonomy places the organism in Eukaryota, Metazoa, Chordata, Actinopteri, Siluriformes, Clariidae. The record is from RefSeq and is a predicted model, not a curated record. Bases 1 to 2691 code for a protein of 896 amino acids.